Leguminivora glycinivorella is the source of this 3373-nucleotide messenger RNA. RefSeq lists its product as uncharacterized. Lineage: Eukaryota; Metazoa; Arthropoda; Insecta; Lepidoptera; Tortricidae. The transcript has 14 exons. Bases 127 to 1578 code for a protein of 483 amino acids. The record is from RefSeq and is a predicted model, not a curated record.
GUUGCACAUGCGUGGUAGAGGACGACGCCAGUGAUUGUCAGAACGCGGUACUCUGUCACAGAGGGUGGUCGUGUUACGCGUCGCUCGCGAACUUAGCAUCGCGCGGAAAUCGUAUUAACCGGUAAAAUGGCGGCGUCGUGGAUUUUAGCUGUGGCGCUGCUAGCCAUAACUUCACCGGCGAUGUCGGCUCCCGCUGCUCAACACGCAGAUGGUGCGCGGGAAAUGAAGCCGGAUGUGCCUGUGGAAGAACUAGAAAAAUUAAAGGCUGCUGAACACGGCAAGGUGGAACAAUCUUCGCAUAUUGAAUAUCACAGUCUUGAUGCAGUAAAAGCCAACGGCGAACUGAUCUCUCGACUAGAGCAACACGCCUCGGCAGACGCGGCGCCGGGUGAGAAGCCCGUCGUCCACGCUCAGGCGAAACUGGACGUCCCGUCCGAAGGCGUUCACCGCACCAUGUUGCAAGAGGGUUCGCAUGUCAGCGUGGUUGACGCAACUACGCCCGCUGGGGAGGAAGUCACCACUAAGGUGUUCCACGGAGCGGCUCGCCUAGUACAGCCGGGUACCGCCACCAACCAGAAGGACGGCCACACCGCCAUCAGGCGUGCCUUCAACGCCGACAUCACAAAGGAAACUAAGAACAAUAUUGACCAUUACGCUUCGUACGCCGGUGUUCAGUACUCUCCUCUCGACAUGGCAGAGUACGUGUUCUGGACUGGUGACGAGCGCGGAGUCACCGCGGCCAUCGAGGAGUUCCUACAGGAGGGAAUGAUGUCGAAGGAAGAAGCUAUCGCGUUCCUUCAGGAGAUCAAAUUCAAUAUCGAUUAUCUUCGAGCACACUACUCCCAGAACAUCCGGGCCGAGGAAACAGCCCAGCAGGAGAAGCUUAGGAGUCUGCUAAUGGAACAAGCUAACAAGGACUACCAAUACCGGCCAAUGUCCCUCCAGUCGUUCCCGUUCGGGAACAGCCCGGAUAUCGUCCGCUCCAUCGCGAGCAAGAACUGGGAGCUCAACAACAACCUGUCACCCAUCGCGCUGCCUGCCGAACUUAGGCCUGACCCCGUCAAGCGGUUCGAUCCUAUGCUGCAGACUAACAUCAUCGGCACAUCUGACUACGACCGCGAUGGGCCUGUCAUCACCGAGGAGGAAUACGAGGAGAUGAUGGACAAACUGAAAGCGGCAGACACUCUUUACACCGAGUACACACUUGAGGAAAUCAUCUACCAGCUCGCCAAGAUGAUGUUCUCCCAAUCGCUGUCCCGCGACCCAGCGACGGCCCGCGCCGCCACGCAGCGCUUCAUGGCGUUCCUCGAACGAGAAGCUGAGCGAGGCCAACUCUCGAGGACUAUUGAGAAGAAAGUGCUCGACGUGAUGAUCGCCGCGCUGACUGAUACCAUCGGAGACCACCCCGAGCUGAUGCAGGCGCGGGACAACCUCGGCAUCAACCCCGCUAACCGGCUGAUGCGGCAGUUCCUGGAGGCGAGCUCCGCGGAGCCGAGCAUGUCGCGCGCCAUCCUGGCCGCCUACAAGGACGAGCUGCUGAAGGGCCCUCCGCACAAGUUGGGCUUCCCCGCUAACUAAACCCCACAGGCGCCACAACAAACCCGUGCUGACGACUGUACAGUUUACUUUUUUGGGUUGUAUGAGUUGUAUCAUCUGAUUAGUUCUGGCUUUUCAGGAUGUUUGAAAAGUUUUUUUUAACAUGUUCUGUAUUGUUCUAGUUUUUAAGUAUCUAAUUUGGGUAUCGUAUUAGAUUAUUUUAAGUCAAUUUUAAACGUGUUUAAAACACUUUGAUUUUUAUUGUUACAAUUUUCAGUUAGUGUCCUAUCCUAUGAAAUUGAGAUUGUUACAUAUUAAUUUAACUUUUUUUUUAAAUAUUCGUAACGUUAAGGGUAAUAUAUUACAAAAUAUAUUAUAGAUGGGCAUUAAAUUAACCAAAUUAGCUAUUUAUUACUAUAUCUGACUUACUGUCUGAAAUACAUAUAUAUAUACCAAUAUAUUUUAAUCGUUACAUUUCUCAAGAAAUCAAUAUUUCGGCAGCCAAAUGCUCAAAGUAAUUAUUAACUAAAUAAAUGUUAUGCUUGCUGUCUAUGGAUCUAUGGAAUAUAUGACAACCUAUAAUAUUAAAAAAAUAUCAAAUACAUCAAUUUAUUUCCAUACCCAAUCCACUUGUAUUGAUGUAAUUGUAAAUAUUUCACCGCUAUAAAUGUACUGAUAUAAUGAUUUCAUUUAAUAAUUUGAACAAACAUAAGGAUAAGAGAAUCAAUGACAUAUAAUAUUAUGUACCAAAGAAAUACCAAAUAUAAGAUUUGAGCUAAAGGAAGAGAUUUUAUUAAAAUAUAAUAAAAUUGUUAAUGUUUACGACGCGCGUAAUAAAUGUUUAAGUAAAUACGUUUUUGUAUUAAAAGAUAAAUAGUAUUAUUUAGACGUAGCUUUCAGUGUUUUAGUAGUGGAUAUCCUUGUUUAGCUUUAUUUUACUGAAAAAAAUAUCUAGUUUAUAAUUUAAUUUAAGUACUAUUGUAGCAUAAGGAGAUAUGGUAUAAUAUAAUUAGCUAGUCAAAUAUUCUUCAUAUUUUUCUACAGCAUACAACUUUUAGAGAUGUGCAAUUGAUUCAGAUUACAUAUUUAAAUAUUUAAAAAGGUCUUCCCUUAUAGAUUAGAUAAAAUUGUAACUAUGCCCGUCGAAUAGAAUAACGAAAUCUCAAAGAUUUAAAUAUAUUUACUGUAGUAUUUAAAUUGAGUAAUGGUUCUAUAUAGAAGAUUUUAAUCGCUUGAGUCCCUGUAGUGAAAUGCAUAAAUGUAAAAAAAAUACAAAAACUCUAAUUCACGUUGAUAGAAUAGUGAAUUGGAAUCCAAAAACUAGCCAAUAUGUAUUAUUUCAUUCAACUACGCGUUUUAUAAGCAAACGGGGUUAUCCCCUAAAAAGUUAUCAAAACUUUCUUGCUUUUGCCCCAACACAAUAGCUUUUUCUACCAUACCUAUCUUCGGCAUAUCAAAAUGAAAGAAACAUAUCCCUAGAUUGAAUUUAUUUUUAAUAACAAAUCAUUUUUACGCAGCAAAGCGAAUUAAUCCUAUAUUAGGCAAAAACAUUAUUAAUGUAUUUGAAGGAAUUGCACAUCACUAAUAUCUCUCUCUCCUUCAACAUACAUAAAACUUAUGUACUUCAUAAAGAACAUAUUUUGUAAAAAUAGAUUAGAACCAUGUCUUUCUAUUAGAAUCACAAAAUACACUAUUUACCUACCUACUUACGGUAAGACUUGAAAUAUAUUAAUCUGCAUUGUUGAAAAUAAUGCUAUGUUAGUGAUCGGCAAAAUUUAUUAUAUUUAUAUUAUUCUUUGAAAUAUAUUGUGGAUUUAAUAAAAAAGUUUAAAUGUCA